Messenger RNA from Thlaspi arvense, 441 nucleotides. Lineage: Eukaryota; Viridiplantae; Streptophyta; Magnoliopsida; Brassicales; Brassicaceae. The record is from the annotation of a GenBank genome assembly.
AUGGAUUGGACUUUGAGGAAGACAACUUCGUCAUCAUGGGACAUACCUGAAUUUGAGCAAGAAAACAGUUUGGGAGGUGAGCAGAUUAAAGUUGAUUUUUCAGUUGAUUUGAAGCUAGGUCAUGUAGUGAAUGCCGGCGACAGCAAGUCCAGGGACAAUUUAGCGGCUCCAGGCGUCCCUAAGAAGGCGUUGAUGCCACCGGUGGGUCCGUCGAAGAGGGCACGGGCAGUGGACGGUGGAGUUAACGUGGCGUACUGCGUGGUGGAUGGUUGUAAUGCGGACCUUAGUGGGUGUAGGGAGUACCACAGGCGCCACAAGGUCUGUGAGAUGCACUCUAAGGCUCCGGAGGUCACAAUCGGCGGCCUCAAGCAGCGUUUCUGUCAGCAGUGCAGCAGGUACUCCCUCACAUUUCCGCCUUGCCCGGCGCAAAAAGCUUGUUAA